Molecule: messenger RNA, 174 nt
Organism: Trichophyton benhamiae CBS 112371
Lineage: Eukaryota; Fungi; Ascomycota; Eurotiomycetes; Onygenales; Arthrodermataceae
Exons: 1
Coding region: 1-174 (57 amino acids)
Source: RefSeq, a predicted model, not a curated record
AUGUGCUUCCCGCUGGCUCUGGUAACUCAAAGAGCAGGAAAGGAAAAGGACGAAGAAGAAGCCAGAGUGCAUGGAAAGGACCAGAAAGAAGCCCUUGUUGCUGUUCUCGCUUCAACUUCCAACUUGAUUUCUUCGCUUUCUGUCUCAGCGAUGACACCGGGGGAUCGAGCCUAG